UUGAAAUGUAUUUUGCUGUAAAGCAGGUAAUGCUGACAUAGUGAGCUUCCUAUAUCACUGUUAGAAUUUAUGGCUAAAGUGGGUACUUCAGCACAACGGCAAACCUUGAUAACACAUUCACAGGCUCUGCAUUGACGUCACAAUGACACAGUGAAGCCAAACACAGGAGCUGGGAACAGUUCUUCGGCUUCACUUUUGAUAAUUGAGUGAGUUUGCCACCCCUCCAUUCCUUCCAGCAUGGCUAAGAGUGCAGAAGUGAAAUUGGCGAUCUUUGGUCGGGCUGGUGUGGGCAAGUCAGCUCUUGUUGUGCGCUUCCUGACCAAACGGUUCAUCUGGGAGUACGAUCCAACGCUAGAGUCUACAUAUCGUCACCAAGCUACCAUUGAUGAUGAAGUGGUUUCCAUGGAGAUACUAGAUACAGCUGGUCAGGAGGAUGCUAUUCAGAAAGAAGGACAUGUGCGAUGGGGUGAAGGCUUUGUGCUGGUUUACGACAUCACAGACAGAGGCAGCUUUGAGGAAAUGCUGCCACUAAAGAACUUGUUGGAUGAAGUUAAAAAGCCCAAAAAUGUCACCCUGAUCCUGGUGGGGAACAAAGCAGACUUGGAUCACUCCAGGCAAGUCAGCACAGAGGAAGGUGAAAAGCUGGCCACAGAACUAGCAUGUGCUUUUUAUGAGUGUUCUGCUUGCACUGGAGAGGGCAACAUUAUGGAGGCCUUCUAUGAGCUCUGUCGGGAGGUACGGCGUCGAAAGAUGGUCCAGGGCAAGACUCGGAGACGAAGCUCCACCACCCAUGUCAAGCAGGCAAUUAAUAAGAUGCUUACCAAAAUCAGCAGCUAAAAAGAGCUGUACUAAACCACAUAAGAUUUUAGAGCAUUUUAGCUUGGAGCAGGGAUCAAGCAGGCAGAGCACAUUUAAUUAAAAAUGGUCAAAGCUUUGCAGUGAAAAAAAAAGACAAACAUCACCAUAUUUUUGAAUAACACAGAGUCAUACUAUUUUCCUGUUUUGAAAUGUAUUUAGCCACACUGCUUCUGGUAAUGUGGAAAAAAACCCAAAAACACCAAGGGAAAAAAAAACACCAAAUGAACUCCAAAGGACUAGAUGAUUGUGGGAAUUGGCACCAACAGAAAAUCUUCUGCUUCUACGUGGCUAGUCCAACGUCCUGCAAAUCAGUAGUGCCUAAACAUCAUUUCCAGCCAACCAGCUGCUCAGUGGCCAUUGGCGAGUAAGAUUCAGCCUUCAGUCCAUCAACUACCAUCACAACUAAUGUUCUCCAGGACUGAAUAAGUGUUGAGGCUGCUCUGUUAUAUCAGAAAGUUUACCUGACACCUUUAACUAGCUCUAAGUUGGUGCAUUGUGUGCUUUUACUCCAAACUGUACUUCCUUGUUAUUUUUGUCAAAUCUAUGAGUGCUGAUGUUCUUAGCAAAAAAUGCA
Molecule: messenger RNA, 1432 nt
Organism: Empidonax traillii (willow flycatcher)
Lineage: Eukaryota; Metazoa; Chordata; Aves; Passeriformes; Tyrannidae
Gene: RERG
Product: RAS like estrogen regulated growth inhibitor
Exons: 5
Coding region: 238-837 (199 amino acids)
Molecular function (GO): GTP binding; GTPase activity
Source: RefSeq, a predicted model, not a curated record